Molecule: messenger RNA, 5374 nt
Organism: Trichechus manatus latirostris (Florida manatee)
Lineage: Eukaryota; Metazoa; Chordata; Mammalia; Sirenia; Trichechidae
Gene: GTF3C2
Product: general transcription factor IIIC subunit 2
Exons: 20
Coding region: 1628-4387 (919 amino acids)
Biological process (GO): transcription by RNA polymerase III
Cellular component (GO): transcription factor TFIIIC complex
Molecular function (GO): protein binding
Source: RefSeq, a predicted model, not a curated record
AUGGAUCACAGUGAUCCAGUCUGCAACUGAUCAUGGGGAUAGUGCAGGACCAGGCAGUUUCAUUCCAUUGUGCGUGGGGAUGCCAUGAGUUGCAGUGGACUGAACGGCAACUGACAACAACGUGUUUACAUCAGUGGAGUAGGAAAUGUCUUUUUAAGACACAAAAAACAAGCCAUAAAGGACAAGAUUGAGAAAUUUAACUCAUAAAGAUUAAAAAUUUCAGAUUAGUAAGAAACAUUGUAAACAGAGUUAAAAGACAAGUAGGUACAGGGAGAAUGUAUUUGCAACAUAAAUAACUUAACAUCCAGAGAUCAAUAAGGAAAAUACAAUCCCAUGAAAAUGUGAACUACAUGUAUAGGCAAUUCAUAGAUGACAUAUAGAUGUCCAACAUAUAAAAAGUUACUAACACCAAUUAUCAGGACAGGGCAAAUAAAUAGAGAAGAAUUCUUUAACUCAUCAGGUUGGCAAAAAUGAAAAAGAUUGGGUGGCAAACAGUAAUAAGAGUGAGUAAAAUGGGUGCUGAUAUAUAGAAGAGAGACUAGGAAGAAAGGCCUGGUGAUCUACAGCCAAAAGUCAGCUAAUGAAUACCCUAUGGAUCGCAACUGUCCAGUCAACACCUGAUCUAGGGGAUGGUGCAGGACCAGGCAGAAUUUAUUCUGUUGUGCAUAGGGUCACCAUGAGUCGGGCCAACUCAAUGGCAGCUAACAAGGAAAUAUACAUUGGUUUUCAUUUUGGUGAGCUGUUUGGCAGUAUCAGUUAAAUUUUGAAACGUGCAUAUCCUUCAACCCAGUACAGUAAUUCCACUUCAGAUGAUGAUUCUAGAAAAAUAAUUUCUCAUUAAUGGGGAGAUUGUGCUAGAAUAGUCAUUGCAGUAUUGUCCGUAAUUGUACUAUAACCUAAUUAUCCAUAAAUGGGGAAUGUAGCGUUGGUGGUAUAGUGGUGAGCAUAGUUACCUUCCAUAAAUGGGGAAUGUCUAAACUAAUUCUAUUGCACACCAUACAGCAGGUAAGAAGAAUGAGAUCUAUGUAUACUGAUACGGAAAACCUUUAAGAUGUAUAGAAGCUCUUUUCUAUCUAGUCAGUUCCCUAUGUUAACUGACAUUUCUUAUUUCCUCUGUAAAGCGUACCGGCCCAUGCCCACAGUAUACUGAAUACUUGAAGCUUGUAGACUUCUCCUGUAGGCCUGGGCACUUUGCACCCAUAAGUUGAGUUGAAUGCUUGCCAAAAGUCAUUGUAUUAGUUUCCAGAUUUUUUUAUGUCAGUUGGGGUUGCCAUGAGUCAGAACGUAUUUUCAUUUAAAGAAAUUUGAGUGUGAAAAGAGUUAUUUCUCUUAAAACUAAGUUGAAACAGGUGGAUACACAAGUGUUUUACUGUUGUUCUUUAUAUUCUAUGCAUGUUUUAUAAAUUUUUUUUUAUAACUGAUAGGUGGGUAAAAACAACUCUAGACAAGAAAAGAGAGCAAAACUAAGUUGAAUGUUUUGGAAAGAUAAAAGGAAAUCAGAGGCAAAGUCAUCUGCUGAGAUCCAGGGGUUCAGAGAUUGGAGGAGAGAGGGUGUAGGAGCUGACUAGAGAGAAAGCAGGAUUGCCAGCACUUGACAACUUAGGGGCAGCCAUUUUGGGGAGCGCUGAUGGAUACCUACGGGGUCGGCUGCAUUGCCCUGGGGGAGGCCGGCCCCGUGGGGAGCAUGACUGUGGUAGACUCUCCCGGACAAGAAGUGCUAAACCAGCUUGAUGUCAAGGCCUCUCCAGAAAUGACAAAUGCGGAGGCCUCCAUAGAGAUGUCUUUACCUACCCCUUUGCCUGAAUUUGAGGAUUCUCCUGAUAAGAAGAGGUUCCCUCUAGAGCAGGAAAGCCUCUCCAGACUGGAACAGCAAGAUCUUUCUUCAGAGAUGUCAAAGGUCUCAAAGCCUAGGGCCUCAAAGCCUGGCCGGAAGAGAGGUGGUAGGACACGAAAAGGCCCAAAAAGGCCCCAACAGCCUAAUCCUCCAUCAGCCCCUCUGGUUCCUGGUCUCUUAGAUCAAUCCAACCCUCUAUCCACCCCCAUGCCUAAGAAACGAGGUCGAAAGUCCAAGGCAGAGCUGCUACUGCUGAAGUUGUCAAAAGGCCUAGAUCAGCCAGAGUCUCCACCUCCAAAGAGGCCCCCUGAGGACUUUGAGGCCCCUUCUGGGGAACGACCCCGCCGAAGGGCUGCCCAAGUGGCACUUCUGUAUCUUCAGGAACUGGCUGAAGAGCUCUCAACAGCACUGCCUGCUCCAGUGUCCUGUCCUGAGAGCUCCAAGUUGAGCAGCCCCACCAAACUGAAGAAAAGCCAGGCAGAUGCAGACCCUCAAGGUGGGGGAGGAGAGGAUGAUACUGCACAAGACGAAGACUUUGUUCUUCAGGUUGAGGCUGAAGAUGAGGAAGAAAGUGAGAUCCCGAGUGAGAGCUCAUCUGACCCCGAGCCUGCAGUGCUCGCAGUGCCCCAAGUGCCCACAGUGUCUGCAGUGCCCCAAGUGCCCGCAGUGCCUGAAGUGUCCACAGUGCCCGCAGUGCCCGCAGUGCCCCGAAGCGCCCCCCGAGGAUCCACUUCAGGGAAGCAGAAGCCACACUGCCGAGGAGUGGCUCCCAAUGGCUUACCAAAUCACAUCAUGGCUCCUGUUUGGAAGUGCUUCCAUCUCACCAAGGACCUUCGAGAACAGAAGCAUUCAUACUGGGAGUUUGCAGAAUGGAUUCCUUUGGCCUGGAAGUGGCACCUGUUAUCUGAAAUUGAGGCAGCGCCUUACCUGCCCCAGGAGGAGAAGUCUCCACUUUUUUCUGUACAACGUGAAGGGCUUCCUGAAGAUGGCACACUCUACCGAAUAAAUAGGUUUAGCUCAAUCACAGCACACCCAGAGCGCUGGGAUGUGUCCUUCUUCACAGGAGGACCACUCUGGGCUUUGGAGUGGUGCCCAGUGCCAGAGGGGGCAACAGCCUCGCAGUAUGUGGCUCUGUUCUCCAGCCCUGACAUGAAUGAGACACACUCACUGAGCCAGCUUCAUUCGGGCCCUGGGCUGCUGCAGCUUUGGGGCCUUGGGACCUUGCAGCAGGAAAGCUGUCCUGACAACAGGGCCCACUUUGUCUAUGGGAUUGCUUGUGAUAACGGCUGCAUCUGGGACCUCAAGUUCUGCCCCAGUGGAGCAUGGGAGCUUCCAGGCACCCCUCGGAAGGACCCUCUCCUGCCCCGGUUGGGUCUCUUGGCUCUUGCCUGCUCAGAUGGGAAGGUGCUGCUGUUCAGUCUGCCCCAUCCUGAGGCCCUGCUGGCUCAGCAGCCGCCAGAUGCGAUGAAGCCGGCCAUUUAUAAGGUAGAAUGUGUGGCAACCCUUCAGGUGGGGUCUGUGCAAGCCUCAGACCCUUCUGAGUGUGGCCAGUGCCUUAGCCUGGCCUGGAUGCCCACCCGGCCCCACCACCACCUGGCUGCUGGAUACUAUAAUGGCAUGGUGGUUUUCUGGAACCUUCCCACUAACUCGCCCCUGCAGCAGAUACGGCUCUCUGAUGGCUCCCUGAAGCUCUACCCCUUCCAGUGUUUCCCAGCCCAUGACCAGGCUGUGCGUAACCUGCAGUGGUGCAAAGCUAACAGUCAUUUUCUAGUCUCUGCUGGGAGUGACCGGAAAAUCAAAUUCUGGGACCUUCGACGACCUUAUGAACCAAUAAACUCUAUCAAGCGCUUCCUGAGUACAGAGCUGGCCUGGCUGCUCCCCUACAAUGGUGUCACUGUGGCUCAGGACAACUGCUAUGCCUCUUAUGGACUCUGUGGAAUUCAUUAUAUUGAUGCUGGUUACCUUGGUUUCAAAGCCUACUUCACUGCUCCUCGAAAAGGCACUGUCUGGAGUCUUUCAGGAUCAGACUGGCUUGGGACAAUAGCUGCAGGAGAUAUAUCCGGGGAGCUCAUUGCAGCUAUAUUGCCUGAUAUGGCCCUGAACCCAAUAAAUGUCAAGCGGCCUGUAGAGCGAAGAUUCCCUAUAUAUAAAGCAGAUCUGAUUCCGUAUCAGGACGACCCUGAAGAUCAAGACCACUAUUCUGCUUCAUCUGGGGCCCCCAACCCUCCCAAGGCUCGAACUUAUGCGGAAACUGUCAGCCAUCACUAUUUGCUCUUUCAAGACACAGAUUUGGGCUCGUUUCACGAUCUUCUCCGUAGGGAACCAAUGCUGCGCAUGCAAGAGAGAGAGGGGCAUUCUCAGCUCUGCCUGGACAGACUGCAGCUGGAGGCUAUUCAUAAGGUACGUUUCAGCCCAAACCUGGACUCCUACGGAUGGCUGGUAUCUGGGGGGCAGUCAGGGCUGGUUCGGAUCCAUUUUGUCCGUGGACUCACCUCCCCACUGGGCCACCGUAUGCAGCUUGAAAGCCAAGCCCAGUUCAAUGCUAUGUUCUAACUAUCCUGCCCCACUGAAGGGCUUGGCUUCCCUCCAACCAGCCAUUGCCUUCUGCCCAGUUCCUAGUCUUGGUCCACACAGAACCCUUGGAAUGAAGUCUACCAAGAACAAAUGGCCCCCAGGCACAGAGCCAUAGGAACUGGGGCUUUCCUGGACAGUUACGCUGCCCAGGCCUGGACCUUUAGGCCUGUUUCCCCAGGACUCCUUAGAUCCCUUUCCUUCCAUAGACUUCUCCUGUGAUCACAGCCUCCAGUAGGCAGGGGGCUCUCCCUCCCUGAACUCUCAAGGCUCCUCAGCCUAAAACUAUGGUUCACCAGAAACACUCAGGCCUGACCUAGGCUUGGGAGUCAGAUUGCUCAUAUUGAGCAUAUUGUGAAGUAGGUAAAGCCAAGUAAAGGUACUGGGUGUUUUUGAGAUCACAUAUGAGUGGGUGUUUGGAGAACUGGAAAGGGUAUCUGCAUGAAGGCACCCGUCUGACUAUAUUCCAGAAUCCAGUGUUACUGCCUUCCCACAUUUCCUCUUUUAGAGUAACCAACACACAGGCGUAUAAGGGGUGAUAGUAAUUUAUUGAACAGAAGCUGCUUGUAAUAUUUCUUUAACUGAGGAACACCACAGACACCCUACCAGUAGAACAGUGACUCAGAUCUUACUUGCUCCUGCUUAUGAAAUAUUCCUGGCCACUGGUCACCUGACCUUACUUGAACACUCCUGGACAGUCGUGUUUUAAAAGAUCUUCCUUUAUAUCGUCAAAGGGUAUACCUCUAAAUUUUACCCGCUGGUGUUAGGAAAUCUAGUCAUUCUUCCCUGUGAUUGCCCUUUUAAGUAUUUAACGAUAGCUAUCAUGUGUUUCCCAAGUAUUUUCUUCUCUAGAUUAAAUAUCUUCAGUUACUUCAACCAUUCUUUUACACGUCAUGAUUUUUGAUCCUUCAUGGUAAUUGUCACAUUGUUUAGCUGUGUUAUUUCAGCUCUGUAUAUAGGAGCGUUCAG